Esox lucius (northern pike) is the source of this 4812-nucleotide messenger RNA. Its product is annotated as nuclear GTPase SLIP-GC-like. Bases 115 to 3270 code for a protein of 1051 amino acids. Gene Ontology annotation, biological process: regulation of apoptotic process. Gene Ontology annotation, molecular function: GTPase activity; protein binding. NCBI's taxonomy places the organism in Eukaryota, Metazoa, Chordata, Actinopteri, Esociformes, Esocidae. The transcript has 23 exons. The record is from RefSeq and is a predicted model, not a curated record.
UACAGCGAACAACAACUCGUCGGAUAAUGAUCAGUCUUGUUUAAUGUGUGAUAUCCACAAAAUACACAGACCAACAUCACUAUUUCUGAAACACCUAUUGUCAAUUGAAAUCUCAUGGCGUCAUCAUCUUUUGUCAGAGACCUGUUAACAAACUGGGGGCUCAGUGAAUAUAUUAAGAAUUUUGAAGAUCACAAAAUUGAUGAAGUAAAUUUGCAAUUACUUAAGGAGAAAGACAUCUGUAAAUUGAUCCCAGAAAUUGGACCAAGGGCUAAAUUUAUAGAACAGCUUAAAAAAUACAAAAGGCAGAAAUCCCGCAAUGAAAGUAAGAACAUUCAAGAGGCCACAUCGUCAUCAGCCUCCUUUAUUACGGCCGGCAAGACUUCCUCAGGAAAUUGUCAGCACUCAACCACUAUGGGACAACCUUCUCCAGAGAAAAGGAAAUCUGAUGGUGACGAUGCAAACAAACAAACAAAGAAGCAAAAACGAAGUGCUGCAUCCAGAAAAACAGAAAUACUUGAGAAAAGGAAAUCUGAUGGUGACGAUGCAAACAAACAAACAAAGAAGCAAAAACGAAGUGCUGCAUCCAGAAAAACAGAAAUACUUGAUUGUAAAAAAAAAACAGAGGUCAAGAAGAUCAUGGAAAGUCUCAGUAGCAAACUGGAGAAAUUGACUUCUACAAAACUCACAGACUUCCUAAGAGAUAAAUUUAAAACAUUGGAAAAAGAUAAAAAAAAGAUUGUUGGUGUUUUUGGGAAGACAGGAGCUGGUAAGAGCUCCUUAAUAAACACCAUCUUGGGUGAGACAAAACUGCUACCUUCUGGAAGCCAAGGGGCGUGUACCUCAGUGAUGAUUCAGGUGGAGGCCAAUAUGACUAAUGACAAAUACAUUGCAGAGAUCGAGUUCAUUACAGUGCAGGAAUGGGAAGAUGAGCUGUCAUCCAUCGUCAUGGCCAGAACUUGUGAGUUGGGAGAUGAUGAAGACAUGGAUGACAGCAAUGAUGAUGAAGACAUCAUAACAGCUUUCUAUGGAAAUGUUGGUAGAGAGAAAAACUUAGAAGAACUGAUGGAUAAGAGGUGCUUCAGCAAUAUUCCAGAGUUUCGUUCAGCUUUGAAAAAAAAAUUUCAUUGUGAUACAGCUGAAGAACUGUCAGAAAACAUCCGUUGUUUUACACGGAGUGACACACAGAAUGAUGCAUUUGAACCACAGUAUUGGCCCCUUGUGAAGUGUAUAACCGUCAAGGUGCCAAACUCUAAUGAUUUACUGGAGCAUGUUGUGCUGGUGGAUCUUCCAGGCAAUGGAGACUGCAACAAGAGCAGAGAUGAGAUGUGGAAAAAGUUUGUAGGUGACUGCUCUGCUGUGUGGAUUGUGAGCGAAAUUUCACGAGCAACUUCAGAAAAGGAAUGUUGGGAGAUUCUUGACAGCACUGUUAGCCUCUUUGGAAAUGGUGGUGAAUGUCAAAGCAUCAGUUUCAUCUGCACCAAGACAGAUGUCAUUGAGAUGAAUCAAAAGGAUGCACACACCAAUAUUUUGACCAGAAAUAAAACAACCAAGAAGAUAGUGAGAGACAAAUUCCAAAAACGAAAAGAAGUAAAGAAACACUUCAGUGGGGUAAAGGACUUCUUCAAAGUGUUUACUGUAAGUUCCAAGGAGUACAGAAAGAGAAAGCAUUUGGAAAAAGAAGAAACAGAAAUACCUCACCUUCAGGAAUUUCUCAGAAAUCUCAAUGAUCAUCACACAAGAACUUCUGAUUAUAUUUCUGGAGCAUAUGGGAUACUGUCCUUGAUCCAAGGAGCAAAAAAAAGCAACAUGACAGACAACAAAGACUUGUGCGAGAGUUUGGAGAAGAAGCUGAACGACAACCUUAAAUCCAUUGGUGAUUCUAUAGAAGAAUCUUGGAAGGUUUUUGACCGCUGCCUCUCACAAGGAGUUCAACAGUCAGAAGAUUCAUGCGAGAAAUUAAUUAAUAAUGUGAUUUCACCUAGGGGGAAAAAACAUGGUGGAUAUCAUAAAGUAGUAAAGUCCCUAUGCAAGCAUAAUGGCAUUUACAAACCAAGGAAGAACAGAGGAAAGGAAAUCAACCUAAAUGAGAGAUUAGCCUCAUGUAUGCGGAGUUCCAUUGAUGAAGAGUUUAAAUACUUUUUUCCAAAUGACAAAUGGGGCCCAAUAAGGAAGCAGAUUGAGAACUUCACCCUUGUAGCAACCAGCUUGAUUAGGGACCACCCGAGAUGGUCACUGCAUCUGAGAUUCCUCAAGAUGGAGGAGAGUGAGUUGAAGGCAGGAUUAAACUAUGAACUUCGCAAGAAAAAGAAAGAAAUCUACUCCACUCUAACCAAGUCAAUCAUGCAAUCUAUGCAUUCAUGCUACAAAAGGGCAUCACUGCAUACAGGAAAAGAUUCUCUGAAAAAGAUGAAAGAUGAAAUACAUCAGCACGUGAAUGUAGAUAUUUUCAGGAAGGCCAAGGAAGAUAUGCUGGUCUGUUUAACCGAACUGAAGAACAUCAUUGUGAUGCAGCUGCAGUCUAAACUAGAAAGAUCUAUUGAGAUCUCACUCAAGACACCUGACAGCUUAAUCCUCCCAGAGGAUGUCACUGAGGAUUAUAACAAGAUUAAGAAGUUGAUGGAUUGCUCUAGUACAGUGACAUUCACUUCUAUAUUGGAUACGCAGCCAACAACUCAGUCCAUGUCGGGGAAUGGAAAGAAGCAUGUGCAGAUCACAGCACCCAUUGAUCCUGACCCCCUGAAUUUGCAACCUAAGCCCUUCAACCGCAAGAGUAAUGAUCUGAGAGGGUCAGAGAGUCUAGUUCCAACAGAUGCUGGGACUGAAGUGAACCAGCUCUCUGAUGUAGCAUUUGUGAAAAAGAACAGAAAUUAUCUUAUUCAGAGGGUGAAAAUGGGGGAUGCCAUAGCAGAUGAUCUGCUUCGGCAUGAUAUGAUCCAGGACGAAAUGUAUGAAAAAAUCUCUAAGGGUUCUACCACUCAGGAAAAAAUGAGAAUUUUGAUUGGAGCAGUACAAGCAGGAGGAAGAAUGUCUACAUCUGCCUUCUGCGUAGCUCUCAGAAAGCAUGAACUUCGUCUUGUUGAGGACCUGGGUAAGAUCAAACUCCUCUGUAGCUCACUUGGUAGACUAGAGAAUAGUGACUGCAAUGUGAGGAUUGUGGGUUUGAGUUUUGGGACCACCAAAAUGCAAAUAUAUCCUGUAUGUUACUUUGGAAAAGAGCACCUUCUAAAUGGAAUACAUUGUAUAGUCUGCUUGCAACAUAGAGACGGAUGACAAAUUAAAGGAAAAAUCAACAUAGUGUCUGAGUAAGAUGUUCAGCCACGAGCUUCCAGAACAGCUUCAAUGUGCCUCGGCAUUGGUUCUAAAAGUCUCAUGAACUCUACAAGAAGAAUGGAACACCAUCCUUCCCAAAGAUAUUGCAAUUAUUUCGUGUUUUGAUAAUGGUGUUAGAGAACGCUGUACACGUCAGUCCAAAAUUCACAAUGGAUGUUCAAUUUGGUUAAGACCUGGUGACUUUGAAGGUCAUACAGUAGCAUAUGUUUCAUAUUUUUUCAUACUCAUCAAACCAUUUACUGACUCCUCGUGCCCUGUGGAUCGAUGUCUGGUCCUGGCUAUAGGGAGGCCCCUAGCCCUCUAUAUGUUGGUCUAGGGGCGAUAGUCAGGACCUGGCAGACGGGAUGCCUCUAGGCAUCUCUGCGCGUUACUUUUGGUUGUCCCAAAUAAGAGGCACCUGCCCCGCAUGGCCUCAAAUUGGGGAUACUAUUUAAGUUGAGUUUGUCCACACCACGAUGUGGAUCAUUGUUUAUGCCUUUUGCGUUUACGUUGCAGGUUGCUACUGCUGCUUUUCAUUGGUUUUGCAAGUCUACAUUAAAGGAUUGUCUUACUACAACUCUGCGCCCGUGUCCUGCCAUCUCAACCAUGACAAUCAGGGACAAUCAACUAAAGUCACUUAGCUCUUGCCACCUACAUCCAAAAUCGAGGUCAAUUGAGCCAGCUUAGCAUUUUUAUAUGUGCCACAGAGUAUGAUCAGAUGUUAAUUGCAUCAUGCAAUUCACCUGUAUGGAAGCAUCAUGGAAGCAUCUUAAUUCAUUAUUUUCCACCACCCAUUUAUUUAGUUUUUUCAUUUAAUUUGUCAUCAGUCUGAAUUUCCCCACUUUUUUGUAUUAUCAUUAUAAUUUUAAGCGUUGUUCCAUAAACAGUUACUGCUUUCAUAGAGAUACAAUUUAAGGUUUUAGCUUUGAAUCCUGGGCCGUAAUAGGACUAAAGAAAUAUAAACUAAAAGGCAACCAGUUUAAAAUGGCUUUCUUAAUUGGACAGUAUUGGACAAUAUAGUGUGUAGCAAACCUGCUCACUUUUAACUAGUAGAAUUCUGGAUAAAAUGGACCUGAAAAUGAAUUAGGGAUUGUACUUUCAUUUAAUAUGGGCCUUUAAUGCAUUAUGAAAUACCAGUAGCCUUCUGUUAAAUUGCCAAACAUAUGGUUUAUAUUAAUAUAUUGUUUGGACUUAUUAUUGCUUUUUUAGACACCCAAUGUGCUUUUUCAUAGCAUGAACGGUAAACUCACCUGAUUCCCCACCAAUGUUUAAAAUAACUUGCAGAUUGAGAAAUCUUCAAGUGAUCCAUAACUAAAACAAAGAGAAUACAAUGUUAAAACACAUGAAUUUAAGUGACCAAUUAAACAAAAUGUUUUUCAAUAUGUUGAUAUUCCAUUCAAUUGAAACCUACACUACCAUUCAAAAAUUUGGGGUCACUUAUAAAUAUCCUUGUUUUCACAAGAAAAGCAAAUUGUUUUGUCCAACAAAAUAACAUCAUAUUGU